Messenger RNA from Chanos chanos (milkfish), 2349 nucleotides. It is a transcript of the gene fam169ab, whose product is annotated as family with sequence similarity 169 member Ab. Lineage: Eukaryota; Metazoa; Chordata; Actinopteri; Gonorynchiformes; Chanidae. The transcript has 12 exons. The record is from RefSeq and is a predicted model, not a curated record. The coding region runs from base 1 to 2349 and encodes 782 amino acids.
AUGGAGUUCCCGGUGGAUUUGUUGGUGUCAGAGAGUCAUGACGCUCUAGGCAGUUCAGCCCAAAGCUACAUGAAUGAUCUUCUCUACAGCAACCCUGACUCCCUUCAGUAUUUCACACUGCCCAGCAAAAGAAAGAUCCGUAUCAGUUUGGGCAACGUUGGCUUCGUCCCUCUGUACGGAUCAGAUCUUAAGCAUAAAGUGCUGGCUUUGUUUGCACCUGAAGAGCAGUUCACAGCUGUGGCAUUGUUCUUGGCAGAUCAGUGGUGGGCUGUGGAGGACAUCCUCAAAACUGGAGAUCCUUCCAGAAAGGGCCUCAUAAAGGUGGAGUCUCUUGGUGAGAGGGUUGUCCUUUAUGUUCUGAACCGCAUUAUUUACCGCACCAUGGAGAUGAGCUCAACCGAGGUUCCGUUCCUGUGCCAUGGUUCAAACGAUUAUGCCAAAAUCCUCUGGAAGAACGGCGAGGCUGUAGGUUUCUACUCAGUCAAGCCUAAAGGUAGCUUGUGCAAUAACUUUGUGAGCCAGUGCUACCAGCUUCCUGUCAUGGACUCUAUAUUUGUGAGGAAGAGUCACCGUGGAAACAGCCAUGGCCUCCAGAUCCUGGAGGACUUUGUAGACAGUUUCAAAGACGAUGAACUCGGUCUUAAAUACCCUCUUUCACAGGCCAUGUAUGGAGUGUGUCGUCAGUACCUGAACACAUACCCGGCUGACGUGGACUUGCUGUGGGAGGUGGAGAGCGUCGGUGGGCCCUAUCAGAGAUGUAACGUGGCCAGUAAACUGAGCUCGGUGGCCUUCAGAGUCAAUCGGCAUUCGCGGACGGAGGAGAGCGAGGGCGGACGGGCGAUGGAGAAGGAGAUGGAGGAGGAGAACUGCCUUGACAUUACGGAGGACGUAGUUGUGAUUAAUAAGCACCUCAAAGUAGCAGAAGCGAUGGAUGACACGCCGAUAUCCACGCGUACGCGGAGCAGCGAGCACAAAAGGAAACGUGUGAGAGAGGAAACAGAGGAGACAGCGGAAGAGAGCCAACCUGAGAAAAUCAACAGAAUGGAGGAGCCUACGGCUGAGGCGGAGCCUGUUGCUGUGACAUCAGAGGCUAAUGAAACGAGGGAAAAUGAGGAAGGGGAAGAGGAAGAGGAGGAAUCGACCCCACUUGAUGCAGAGUCAGCUGAGGUUCCAGAAGAAGACAAGGAUAUUAAUAAAUUGGACAUUGUGGAGGUGAAUGGGACCAUGAGCGUGGAGAGGGAGGAGAUGCAGGAGGAGACAGCAGUUGCAGAGAUUGCACAAGAGGAGGAGGAGCAAGAGACUGAGGAGGUCCCUCAGGAGCCCACACCCGUUCUUCAGAACGGCACCGCGGAGGAAGAGGAAGAGAUGGAGGGGGCUGAGGAGGAAGAAGCAGCCCAGGAGACCUCAGUCGAUAAGGAAACUGUAGACACACCAGCAGAGCCUGAAGAACCGGUGGCAGAAGUUCAGGAAGACGUGGCUGAGGAGAAACCAGAGGAAGAAGCAGCUCCAGGGACAGAAGAGGAGGGGCUGCCUUCCGCUGUGGAGGAACCAUCUCCAGAGGCCCAGGCUCUCCCAGACGACCACGCCUCAGCUGAGGAUCCCCAGCCUGGUCAGGAGAAUGAGGAGGCAGUGGAUGAGCUGGCACCUCUGGAGCCAGCCUCCCCAGAGGAGGCCUCUGCUAGUGCCACAGAAGGAACUGAGGAGGAAGGAGAGGGAGACGACGAAGCGAUGGAGACCGAAGAGCCCUGUGUAGUCUCUGUAGGAGUAACAGAUGUUUCCUACCAGCCACCUGAAGGAGAGGAAAAUCAACCAGCUGCUACAGAUCAGGACAAAGAAGAUGAAAAGACAGAAGGAGGUGAAGAGGAAGCGGUUGUGAAUGAGGAGCCAUCUAAAGAGGGGGAGUUAGAGGAGGAGGAAGCACAGGAAGGUGAGGAGGAGAAUGCCACCACAACCGAAGAUGAGGAAAGAGGCGAGGGUGACGGGAGAAGCUCCGACGAAGUUUCCGAGACCCCCUCUGAAACGCGAGUUCUCAGAGGCAGGACCAAGACCGUACUGCCGACGCCAAAACGGAAAUCGAAGAGACUGAGUCGAGCGGUAGUAAUAGAGGAAGUGGAGGAAGUAGAAGAGGAAGAAGAAAAAGAACUGACCACGGGAGAGGAGGAAGAGAAAGUCACGAGCACAGAGGAAGAGAAGGUUACGACAGAGGAGGAAGAGGAGGCUGGCGAGAAGAGCUCCGUCGACGAGGAAGACGAGGAGCCACCGGUGAUUGACAGGCGAGUGCUGAGAAGGAAGACCAAAGUGAUCCAGUCCACACCCAGACGCAAGAACAAACGACGCAGCAAAAACUGA